Molecule: messenger RNA, 2113 nt
Organism: Brassica rapa (field mustard)
Lineage: Eukaryota; Viridiplantae; Streptophyta; Magnoliopsida; Brassicales; Brassicaceae
Product: protein Brevis radix-like 3
Source: RefSeq, a predicted model, not a curated record
CAUUUGUAAAAAGAGUUGUAUAUUAUAACUACUUCAAAAUUUUAAAUGCUAAUGCUUACCAAGAUAUUAAGCAUUUUACAAAUUAGAAAAAUACUAUAAAAAUAGUUAUAGUAUAUAUUAUAAUGCUUACUAAGCAUUAACACUUAAAGAUAAUUAUGAGGUUUAGGUGGGAAACACUUCUAAAAAAGUACUACUACUAUAUACUAUAACUAUAUUAUAAGCUAUAUAGAUAUUAAAAUGCUAGUGCUUAGUUGCACGCUCUAAUCACUAUCAUUAUUAAUUAUCGUUUAAAAACUUUAGGAGCAAUCAUUUUUCUCCCUUUUUCCAGAUUUUAAGAAGAAAAUAUUCUUCAUUUGUUGUCACCAUAAACAUAAACAUAAAAUGAUUAAAGACUUAAUAAUGCAGCCAUUACGCCGUUAAUAAAUAAUUAAAGCACCAAAAAAAAAAAAAAAAGUAGGCAAGUGGCACAGAGGAUCAGUAGAAGAAACACAGUAGACCACACUUCAUGUGCUUAACUUUAUUCUUUUAAGUUGCAUUCUCCAACGAACUCAAAUCCCAAAUCUCAAAGCUUCUUCCUUUCUGUGAGAAGAGAGAGAGAGAAUAGAGAGACUGUGUUUCAUUCAUUCAUUCUCUCUGUCGCUUGAAGCUGCCUUAAGGACAGAGGAGAGAGAAACAGUUAAUGCUAGAUUGAUACUUAAAGACUGUUUCUUUCUUUUUCUUGUCCACUCUACAGAUCUCGUGCCCUGAUUUAACGCGUGCGUAACGGUCAUAUAUUCUCAACAGCCGUCACCUCUUAAAUCGUUUGCUUUCGAUCUCAGGCUCGUGUUAUAGAGAGAGAGAGAGAGAGAGAGAUGCUGACGUGUAUAGCGUGUACGAAGCAGCUCAACACCACCAACAAUGGCGGAUCUAGACCCCAACAAGAAGAAGACGAAGAAACACAGACGCCUAGGACCAAACACGCGACUAAAUCUCUGACGUCACAGCUAAAAGACAUGGCAGUAAAGGCCUCAGGAGCGUACAAAAGCUGUAAACCGUGUUCCGGUACAUCAAACCGGAAUCAGAACCGGAACUACGCUGAUUCGGAUGCUGAUUUGGAUUCUGGGAGGUUUCACUACGCGUACCAGAGAGCUGGGGCUGGGACUGGAGCCUCGACUCCUAAGGUUUGGGGGAAGGAGAUGGAGUCUAGGUUGAAAGGGCUUUCGAGCGAAGAAGGCACGCCUACUUCCAUGAGCGGAAGGACGGAGUCUAUAGUGUUUGUGGAGGAGGAUGAGGCUAAAGAGUGGGUUGCGCAAGUUGAGCCUGGUGUUCUCAUCACGUUUGUGUCUUUGCCUCAGGGUGGGAAUGAUCUAAAGAGGAUCCGUUUCAGUCGUGAGAUGUUUGAUAAAUGGCAAGCACAAAGAUGGUGGACAGAGAAUUCCGAGAAGGUCAUGGAGCUGUACAACGUGAAGCAGUUUAAUCAGGAGAGCGAGCCACUCCCAACUCCUCCUGCAUCUGAAGAUGGGGGCUCGCAGAUACAGUCGGCUAAGGACAGUCCUGUAACUCCACCUAUGAACAAUGAGCAGCCUCGAGGAAUGGGAUACUCAUCAUCUGACUCACUUGAUCACCAACCAAUCCAAACACCUAAGCGUUAUGAUUCUGCUGGUCUUGCUUCGACAACAAAGCUCAUCAGUGGGACCAAGACUGAGGCAUCAUCUAUUGACGGUGGUUCUGCUAGAAGUAGCUCAGCAGAUGAGGGGUCCGAGGAGGUCUCAGUGAGUAACGCAAGCGACACGGAAAGUGAAUGGGUGGAACAAGAUGAGCCUGGUAUCUACAUUACAAUCAGAGCUUUACCUGAUGGUAGCCGUGAGCUUAAACGUGUUCGAUUCAGCCGAGACAAGUUUGGGGAAACACUUGCGAGAGUUUGGUGGGAACAGAACAGGGCUAGGAUUCAGAAGCAGUACUUGUGACUUGAUGAUAUAGAUUUACUAAAGAACAACAAAAGACUUUCUUUUCUUUAUGGGCAAACAUACUUUCUUUUCUUUUAAACUUUGAACAAAAACAAGUGAUUAAACAAAGUUUAUGCGAUUUAAUUUAUGUUUAGGGACCUAAAUUUUAACUAAACAUAACUUUUAUA